CUCCCAUUGGUCCCUCAGUGGAAGCGGCUCUGAUGCGUCGCGGUGACACAGCCGGGUCCGCGAAGAUAAAAAGAAAAGACGACGAGACGCGCAGGAGAAACUGAAGUACUGGAGGACGGAUAUCUGAUCUGUAGAUGCGUCUCUGCGAGUCCUUAACACGGCUGGAAGUCUCUGUCCAUCUCCUGAGGGAUCUGGUGAAGAAUGGAGUGGUAUGUCCUGGUGCUGAUGCUGAGCUUGCCUUCCUCCCUCCGCGCAGAUUGCUCUUCCCAGUGUGAGAAAUGCGUGCAGCAGAUCCUCAGCCCCGACGCCCCGUUCAGCAGCCUGUCGUGCAGUGCGGAGUGCGCGGGGCAGCUGCGGGGCUGCGGGCGCGAGGCUCCGGGGCUGGCGGACCUCAGCCAGGAUGGAGCCGCCGCGGAGGAGGCCAGCCAGCAGGCCGAUCUGGUCAAACGCUACGGCGGUUUCAUCAAGAGGAUCGACCGGAACAAGAACAAAAUCUUCGCCUCUCCGUGGCGCGACAAUUACAUAAUGAAGCCCGGAGCGCUGCCCGAGAAAUACGAGGACUUGUGGAAGACGCUGGGGGAGCGGGACGUGGACGUGGACUCGGACGUGGACGCGCCGCGGGACGCGGACGACGCCGCGGAGGACGGCGCGCUUCACAGUUACGCUAAACGGUACGGCGGCUUUUUACGCAAAUUCGGCCCCAAGUCGAAGAGGAGUAGCUCCGCGGAGCAGGAGAGCCAGGAGCCCGAGGAGCUGCACAAGCGCUACGGGGGCUUCCUGAGGAGGAUCCGACCGAAGCUGAACAACCUGAAGUGGGACAAGCGGUACGGAGGCUUCCUGCGCCGCAACUUCCAAACCUCAGAGCGCUCAGCCGAGGAGCCAUAUUACUCCUAUGAUGAGGAGCUGAGCCUAUAGAUGAACCGUGCGGGGGGGGGAUUAUAAAAACUAUGAAGAACUUGUGCAGGUUGACUUGAAAAAGCCACCAUUUAACCCAGAACGUAUCAUAUGCCUGCCUAUAUUGCUUAUUACAGCUUACUUUGUUGCCUUUUUGUGUAACAACUCUCAUCUCUGUGUUCUAUUGGCAUCGUUUGUCACUCAACCAAUCUAUCAAUAAAUUAUGCUUGUUUUAAUAAAACAAUGAAUAAAAAUCACUUUCGUGUAUGCCCAGCAAGUUAAAA
Molecule: messenger RNA, 1178 nt
Organism: Etheostoma cragini (Arkansas darter)
Lineage: Eukaryota; Metazoa; Chordata; Actinopteri; Perciformes; Percidae
Gene: pdyn
Product: prodynorphin
Exons: 3
Coding region: 202-915 (237 amino acids)
Biological process (GO): neuropeptide signaling pathway; sensory perception; chemical synaptic transmission
Cellular component (GO): axon terminus; dendrite; neuronal cell body
Molecular function (GO): opioid receptor binding
Source: RefSeq, a predicted model, not a curated record